AUGCCGAUCCCGGAAUCCAUUCUCAAGAAGCGCAAGCGCGACACCCAGUGGGCCGCGCAAAAGGCCGCCGCCGCCGCGGAGGCGAAGAAGGCGCAGGAAGCGAAGCGCGAUGAAAUCUUCAAGCGCGCGGAGAAAUACGUCAAGGAGUACCGCGAUCAGGAAACUGAUCUCGUGCGCCUCAAGCGUGAAGCGCGCGCGAAGGGUGGCUUCUACGUCGAGCCGGAGGCCAAGCUCAUGUUUGUCAUGCGCCUGCGCGGUUUGAACGACAUCCACCCGAAGACGAAGAAGAUUCUUCAGCUUCUCCGGUUGCGUCAAAUCCACAACGGUAUCUUCAUGAAGGUAAACAAGGCGACGCUCAACCAGCUCCGCAAGGUUGAACCGUACAUCAUGUUUGGCUACCCGAACUUGAAGUCGGUCCGCGAGCUCAUCUACAAGCGUGGUUACGGCAAGGUCAACAAGCAACGCAUCCCGCUCACGGACAACGCCGUGAUCGAGAAGGUGCUUGGUGACAAGGGCAUCAUUUGCAUUGAAGACUUGAUUCACGAGAUCUACACCUGCGGCCCGCACUUCAAGGAGUGCGCCAACUUCUUGUGGCCAUUCAAGCUCUCCGCCCCGAACGGCGGCAUGACGGUGAAGAACAAGCACUUCAUCGAAGGGGGCAUGGCUGGUAACCGUGAGGACAAGAUCAACGCGCUCUUGCGCAAGAUGAUCUAA
This is a messenger RNA of Ostreococcus tauri, 714 nucleotides long. Its product is annotated as Ribosomal protein L30, ferredoxin-like fold domain. The transcript has 3 exons. Gene Ontology annotation, biological process: maturation of LSU-rRNA from tricistronic rRNA transcript (SSU-rRNA, 5.8S rRNA, LSU-rRNA). Gene Ontology annotation, molecular function: RNA binding; structural constituent of ribosome. Lineage: Eukaryota; Viridiplantae; Chlorophyta; Mamiellophyceae; Mamiellales; Bathycoccaceae. The coding region runs from base 1 to 714 and encodes 237 amino acids. The record is from RefSeq and is a predicted model, not a curated record. Gene Ontology annotation, cellular component: cytosolic large ribosomal subunit.